UGUGUAUAAAUAGCUCGCAUCAGCUCAUAUUUCUUCAUCCCCAUAAACUCAACUCAUCACAAAAACUACAAAACAACAACAUGAAUCCUACGUUUUACUUCGUUCUUGCAUCAACCCUAGUUUUGGUUACAAACACAUAUGGUGCUGUUCUUGACACCGACGGCGACAUCAUUUUCCGUGGCAGUUACUAUGUUCUCCCCGUCGUCCGCGGCCGAGGAGGCGGCUUGACUCUAGGCGGCCGCGGUGGGGAGCUAUGUCCUUACGACAUCGUGCAAGAAUCAUCUGAACUCGACGAAGGUAUUCCCGUUAAAUUCUCGAACUGGAGACCUAGAGUUGCGUUUGUUCCUGAGUCACAAGACCUUAACAUCAAGACGGACGUUGAAGCUACGAUAUGCUUCCAGUCAACAUACUGGAGAGUCGGUGAGUUUGACGAGGAGAGGCAGCAGUAUUUCGUGGUGGCUGGUCUACAAGACGACUCACCCAACAGUUUCUUCCAGAUCGAAAAAUCUGGAGAUGAUGCUUACAAGUUUGUGUUCUGUCCUCGUACUGGUGAUUCUGGUCGUCAAUGCAGGAACGUUGGAAUAUUUGUGGACGAAAUAGGCGUUCGGCGUUUGGCUUUAAGGUCUGAGCCGUUCUUGGUUAUGUUCAAGAAAGCUAAUGUUACCGAGAUAUCAUCCGAGACUAUGUGAGACUUUGUGAUAGGACAAACUCUCGAUCUUUACUUUAGACUCGAUCAACUAGUUUGUAAUUCGCAUUUCUGUCAUCAAUAAAAGGAGUACUAUCAACUAGUUUGUAAUUCGCAUUUCUAUCAUCAAUAAAGAGAUCAAAUUACUAUGUCUA
This is a messenger RNA of Brassica oleracea var. oleracea, 840 nucleotides long. RefSeq names its product trypsin inhibitor BvTI-like. The transcript has a single exon. Gene Ontology annotation, molecular function: endopeptidase inhibitor activity. The record is from RefSeq and is a predicted model, not a curated record. NCBI's taxonomy places the organism in Eukaryota, Viridiplantae, Streptophyta, Magnoliopsida, Brassicales, Brassicaceae. Bases 81 to 689 code for a protein of 202 amino acids.